Molecule: messenger RNA, 1206 nt
Organism: Xenia sp. Carnegie-2017
Lineage: Eukaryota; Metazoa; Cnidaria; Anthozoa; Malacalcyonacea; Xeniidae
Product: vesicle-associated membrane protein 7-like
Exons: 9
Coding region: 259-918 (219 amino acids)
Biological process (GO): vesicle fusion; exocytosis
Cellular component (GO): membrane; SNARE complex
Molecular function (GO): SNAP receptor activity; SNARE binding
Source: RefSeq, a predicted model, not a curated record
UUUAAUAUUAGACUUUUGAGGUCUUUAGUUUCUGUGAAAACGCCAGCAAUGUAUUUAUUUGAUAACAGUUGAAAUGGUACUAUCUAGAACAAUGAAUACGUUUUCUGACAACUUUCGUAUGAUUUCUUAAUGAUUAGAAAUACUUUUGCUCGAAAAAACUCCAAGAGUUUUCUUUGAAGGACGUAUUGAUUUAAUAAACAACUGAACUGCUCAACUGAAGACGGAGAUUUGAGGCACGAUAAAUUCAAGGGUGAAAUCAUGCCUUUGUUGUAUUCUUUGGUGUCUCGUGGUACAACCAUACUAGCAAAAUAUGCUUCUUGUGCAGGAAACUUUGAUGAAGUAUCCAAACAGAUUCUCGGGCGUAUCCCACCAGAAAAUGCAAAGUUGACAUAUACUCAAUCAAGCUAUCUGUUUCACUAUAUUUGUGAAGAUCGAAUUAUAUAUUUGUGCAUCACUGAUGAUAACUUUGAAAGGUCCAAAGCAUUCCUAUUUCUGACUGAAAUUAAGAAAAGAUUCCAACGAACAUAUCAAACUCGUAUUGAUACUGCUCUACCUUAUGCCAUGAACAGUGAGUUUUCACGAGUACUUUCUUCAGAAAUGAAACGAUACUCUGAUUCUGACCAAAGCAAUGACAACAUCUCUAGAGUGCAAGUUGAGUUAGAUGAACUGAAAGACAUUAUGGUUAAAAACAUAGACACAAUAUCUCAACGAGGUGAACGUCUUGAACUUCUCAUUGAUCGCUCUAGAGAUCUCAAUAAUUCUUCAAUGACAUUCAAGAAAUCUAGCAAAACAUUAGCACGUGUUAUGUGGUGGAAAAAUGUCAAAAUGUUGAUAAUUAUUGCUGUUGUAGUAAUUCUUAUACUUUACUUUCUCAUUUCUGCUGGUUGUGGUGGACUUGAUUGGAAGAAAUGUACUUAAUGUAUGACCUCAGACAAUACUAACACUUCUCCAUAUUUUCCUUUCAUAUAUGUAACGUCUGUAUAUAAAAAAUAUAGCAUACAUAGUUUUUGGACAGUUUCAUUUACUGUGGAUCUCUUGUCAUAUUAAUAACAGUAGCAUGAACAAAAAAAGUUAUAAUUAUUACACACAGGUAAAAUGUUUAUUGACUUGUAUCACAUCUUGUGAAGUACGUAGCACUUUAAUAUGGUAAAGUUCCACCAUUUGCAAUAAAUAUUUUUGAAAUUCAUUUUAGUGAAUUUCAUACGA